Musa acuminata AAA Group (dessert banana) is the source of this 9515-nucleotide messenger RNA. Its product is annotated as ACT domain-containing protein ACR8-like. Lineage: Eukaryota; Viridiplantae; Streptophyta; Magnoliopsida; Zingiberales; Musaceae. The record is from RefSeq and is a predicted model, not a curated record. The transcript is spliced from 8 exons. The coding region runs from base 7213 to 8721 and encodes 502 amino acids.
UGAGAGGGUGGUUUUAGGCAUGGAGGAAUUGUGUGAAGCGACGGUUUGCUUGUUUUUCCCUUAAUCAGAGAUGGAAGGAAAGGACUUGUAAAUUCUGUAUACUAAAGGAAAGUUGGGGACCACCAUUUUACUAUUAGGAGCUUCUGUUUAGUUUAACUUCCAUGGUACUUCUCUAUACGUUGUCUUGUACAAUUCAAAAAGCAGUAGGAUCCAUCAAUUUCGGGUACUUUCUUCUGAUCUUUAUCUUAUAUUUUUGUGAGCUAGGAUCACGGUGCUGUGUGCAAUGGCAACCAAUGCAGGCAUGUCGAGUCAUGUGCCACAGCUACGGGCCAAUUAUGAUACACAUGAUUGCAUGCAUUAUCCAUGCUGUGCACAUCACCUUAUUGAGAUCAAUCUCGAGGUUAUAUUUGUUACCCAGAUUUAUCUCUUUAGUUUCACACUUUCCUCUGCUAGUUGUAUCCAAGAAUUGUCAUAUCAUGGCAUAUGGGCAUGCUGAUACCUUUUUUGCAUGGUAUGAUGUCAAUACCCUUUUAGCACAAUGACAGCAACACCUUUCUGACGUAGCUCAGUACUGAUCUUUGCUGGUUGUAUAUGUAUGCUUAUAUAUCAGCCAACUUUUUCCAAAAAAUUUGCUUAGCCUUGUGUCAGCACUCAGUUGUAAUUCAACAUAGACAUGCUAAUAUCCUUUUGGCACAACAUGUGCUGACUCAUGCCAACAAACACAAUCCUUGCUUGCAUCAUGCCUUUUAUAUUGGUUUGAUUAUGCCUUUAGAAAACUUGGCCUGCUCAGAUUCAUAGUUAGUGUUUCUUUGUGUUGGUUUCAUUGUGCCCUCGAAGCUUGUACAGACCAGAAAGUUCAAUUGGUAUUGUCUCUUGAAUGAUGGGAUACCACGUAGCAUAGCAGUAAGCACUUUGUUAGGUACUGAUGUCAUGUCUGUUUAUCUUAUUGCAUUCAUGCAAUGUUUCUUAACUUGCUUAAAUAUGAUGCGUUUUUCAUUUCAUUUGUAAAACUUAACACUAAGAUUGGGUCUUGUAACACGUUGGCUUGUGUCAAGUUGGACCCAUGAAGUCAGAACAUGAAAUGAUUCUAACAGGAUUGAAGUUGUGGAAUCCACCAUAGAAAAGGAGAAAACAUUAUACUUAAUUUAUAAAUCAUCCAGAAUGUCAGUUUAGUAUUCUUCCUAUUCAUGAAGACUUGUUCUCUUGUUAUGGGCUAAAGAUUGCAAACUCUACAAUGAGAACAAUAACAAUAUAUUUCAAAGUCCAUUAAAAAAAGGAACAUGAUAACAAGCAAAAUAUAUUUUUCCACAAAAAAUUUUCCCGACCAAGGAGCUUUAUGUAAGCUUAUGGUACAAAAUAACUCAAAAGGCAUCAUUUUUUUUUGUACAACUUCUAACCUACACUUUUUAGGCUUCGUCUACCUUGGCAUUAGUCUUCUAAAUUGAAUUAGUUAGCUUUGCUGAGCAUUUUUUGCUUUCUUUUGGCGCGUCCAGGCUACAUUUUACAAUCUUCACUUUUUUUAAAAUGAAUGUUACUUUUAUCUGUAAUUCGAUAUCCACGUUGACAGCUUAUUUUUGUUACACUAUCUUUCCAUAUAUGUUUCCGGUUGCCCAACACUUUGUUCAAUCAAAACAUAAUUGAUCUUGUUUCUGUCUUUUGAAUAAUUUCUUCCAAUUUGUGAAGCAAUAGUUAGCAGCAUGGUGACAUCACACUUCCGAUGUACCAUUUAAUUUUAACUACCAGAUUUAAUUCAGCAGUAUCUUCUUUGAUCUCAUUAUGUUGUUGAUUGACAAGAGGAUGCAAGAUUUCUGUUGAAAUUUUGAGUUUAUCUACCUUGAUUGCACCAUCUUUUCCUAUGAUCAUGGUGCCAGUUGUUUUAAUAUAUUUGGUCUUGGUCUGAUUUAUUGUAAAGUGUUCUAAAGUUUGUCUCCUUGUAUCUUUAAUAAGAUUUUAUCUCUUAUAUAAUCUCAGCCUCUCAAUAACAAACAAUGUUGUCUUAAAAUAAGAUAUACCUUGAAACUUGAGUUUGAGUAUAUAUACUGAAUCCAUCUGUUACAAACACAUAGGGCUAAUGAUUAUUAUAACUUAAAAUUGGCUUAUAGUUGAAGUAUGUUUGACGAAUGCUAAUUAUUUAUAUUGAGAUGAGUACACUAUCUAAUGCAUCUACUUUAAGCUUUGAUUUGGUCAAAUAUGUCCGGUGUGAUGCCGAACAAACAGAAAAUAUAUGAUUGCAUAAAUGGCUAAGUUUGCACCUACUGGCAGUUAAGAACAACAUAAGUACACAUUGCAAACAAAUUGAGGACAUGAUGUUCCUGAGGAGCACCUUGUAAAGUUGAGUUUACAGAACAACCCAUACGGGUCAACUUUAAUAUACACAAACCAGACCUCUCUUUUUAAUUGCCCCUUCUAUCAUCCUCUCUUCUCUCCUUAUUACCAUCCUCUCUUGUUAUUUUUUCUCUUUUAUUGUCAUCCCUAUUCUUUAGCUUUCGCCCUUCAUUUGUCUCUCUUAUUGCUUCAAUUUCUCUCUCUUUUGCUUUUGUACUUUCUGAUGCCACUCCCUUUCUAUCAUUCUUUUUUCUUCUCUUAUCACCUAACUUCACGCUGUUGCUGACAGCCUGACCUGCCUUUUAGUGUCCAGCUUAUUGGAGUUGAUAUUUCUAUUUUUUAAUAACCAGAUUAAUCAAAUUCAUUCUAUAACAAAGAGGCACUUCACAACUAUAUUUUUGUUAUAAAAUAAAUAUUUUAUUAUUUUUUAUACAAACAUAUUUUAUUGCUAGAUCCACUGGUCCAACCAGUGAACUGGUGACUUGAGGUUAGGUUGGUCCGAUGUCCAGUGCAGGUUUGGUAAUUAUGGUUAGAAUUAUCUCAAUGAGCCAGUUAUGAGGCUGAAUGUGGCUAUUAUAAAUUAUUGAUUAACAUUAUUGAUAUUUAUGCAGAUAUAACAACAUGGUGUUAAUUUAGUGGCGGGAGACUAAACUAUCCCAAAACCCUCCCUUCUAGCCCCAGGCAAGGGCUGUUUGUUUGUUUUUCUUUUAUGUUUGGAUGUAUGGUCAUUCAUAUAUACAGUCACUAUUUUAGAUGGAGUUUAGAGUCAUACCUUAGGUUGUAUACUUAUUUUUGAAUUAUGUUUUUGUUAUGGAUACCAAUGGGAGAGUUUAUAAAUGGUUCAUGUUAAGAGAAUUUUAUUGGUGUCUUUAUAUGAUCCAAAGUUAUCUUAUUUUACAAUGUAUAUGGAAUAUUGUAAGCCCUUAAGGGCUACAUCUUGGUAUUGAUUAUUUUAUUGUUGCAAUAGAUUUAUGAUAGUUUAAUAACUGAACUCUCUGUUUUUCUUAUACAUUUGAGCGGCCAAUUCUACUUUUCAUAUAAGUGUCCCUUAAUAGCAGGGACAUAUCCUUUAAACUGAUAUCAAAGCAGGUAGGUGUUUUACAAUAAUCCUCUGCAAUGCCUACACCGUUAUUCCAUGACUUUAUGAAGAUUUAUGUGAGAACCCUAUCAUAUUUUAUUUUAUAUCUGAUGCUGCUAAAUGCCCUACGAUCUGUAUGUGAUUUUAGGUUCCCCCCAUAUUAGAAGGAAGAAAUCUCGAUAAUGUAUUGAAAAAUACAGUGCCUUAUAAUAGCAGUUAACAACUUAAUCAACAUUUCACUUGCAGAUCUUCAGCAGAUGGCUUUCCCAUUUAUUGAUUAUGUUUAUUAUUAUUGACUAAUAAUAAUUCCGCUGGAUAACAUUGAGAAUUGUGACUGACUUGGUUGUAUCAUAUGCAACAACAAAUAUCAUUAGGUCCAUCUCAUGGAAUGGGACCUGCUAUCCUUAGAAGGGAGCCUUGGUUUCACUGGUUUUCCUGUAAGCAACACAUGAUAAAAUUCAAACCUUGCUGGUGGGUUUCAGUUAAGAACUAAUGCCAUUGUGUCUGGAUGCUUGUUUUCUGGUGGUCAGAUUUCAGUUUUUUGAACUCUAUUACUCACAUAGAAUAUUUUUCUCCCUUGUGGAUCUGGAAGGGGCUUCCACUUAUUAGGUAAAUUGUGUUAAGAAGUGUCCAAUGAAGAUAAUGAUUUUGCCUUUUUUUGUCUCAAGCUUGUAAAUGAUAGGUAGUAGUGGUAUAAUUUCUUCUACAAUAGCAGCAUAUGGGAGGUUUGAAUAAAUUGUUCAAGGUUACUGCCCCAGGGCCACAGCAGAACAUGACCUAAUCUGGCAGCAAGAAUGAUGCUCUUUCCAUUCUACAAAAUCAUGUGCUUUUGGAUGUGGAGACUAUCCUUUCAAGGUGAAUCCUAUUACUGUUCUGUUACACAAAGAGUGAUGCUUGUGUGGGUCAUGCACAUAUUUGUGAUCUUUGUUAGUAUAACUUGUACAUGUUGGUUUGGUGUAUGAGGGUUUGUGUGGUCCUUCGUGAAAGAUUGGUUGAAGUACCUUCCCCCUUUAUGUAGGACAUUUUAUGAGCUUGGGAUGUAUUAGUUUGCAGUAUAUGGCUUCUCUGCUAUUUGUUGAAAAUUUUCAUUAAUUUCACUUUUCAUAAUGGAUAUUUCACUUGGUUUUCAUUGUGGAACGGGGUCAAGGAUUUUGCGAUUAUAAGCGGUACUUAGUUACUGAACAUGCAAAAGCUGGUUCGGAACUGCAACCAUUUCUUUUUUCAUGGGUUACCUUUGUGAGGCUUCUGAUUAUUAUUUUAUUUCAUUGGUUCUUGGCAAUUUUAGUCUGGCUGACGAGCAUCACCUAAUGCUGGGAAGGACAACUAUUUGCGAGCCAUUCUUGGAUAUCUAAGGAUAUGGUUAAAUUACAGUUCAAAAAUUUUUUACUUAUUUAGAUUUCGCGGUCAUGUGCUGUACAGACUCAACGGAGUGAAGCUGAGGACUAGAUGCAUUGAUCUGGAGUAGAGUCUGCAGGAACCCGGCAUAGAUCUCCCCUAAUGCUGGGAAGGACAAAAGUUAUUUGUGAAGCAUUCUUGGAUGUCUCAAGUUAAGGUUAUAUAAAUGGGCGGAGUAAGUUGUAAAGUUGCAACUCUUGCACCGGUGGGUUGACUGGUGAGACCAGUUCAUUGGGCAUUAAAAUGCAAGGAAUCGGAAAAGCUUCUACAGGUGCGGCCAAGCUUUUUAUGCAUAGAGGUGUUGAUAGAAUGAUGCUUGCUAAUCAAUAUCCUUUUAGGUUUGGUCUUAUUUUACAAAUCGAUUGAUCCUAUAUAAUGUGAGAUACGAUGAUCGGCCAGUUGGCCACAUAUGGUUAUGUGCUCAUUAUAUCUUUUUCUUAUCUGUCAAUUGUACUAUAUCGAAAAUUACUCGUAGUGAGUGAUAAGAUUCUUCAAGAAAGCCUUAUCAAUUGUACAAUAUCUAACUUUGCUCGUGGUGAUGAGGUUGCUUUAAGAAAGCUUGUUGAGGACGGGCAAGGUGAAGUUAGAUCAUUCAACUUGUUGGUGAAGGUGACAUCACAAUCAUGGUCGAGAUCACAGUAUGAAGUUUGAUGCCAAUAAGAUCUCCCAAGGAGUGAGAGCUGCCACAAAUAGGCACUAUCUCUUACAAAUGGAAAAAAGGUGUGUUUAGUGGGAAGGUAUAUCUGACCAUGCUCCAAUGAAUGACACAUGAAAAGGUAAAAGAAAACGAAGGCCCCACAUAAAAGAGUGCAUGACAAGGUAGGAAUUGAUGCAGCUCUCUCUAGGGUAAUUGCUGACCUAUCCCCUCCAAAAAAAUCAAAAGAGGCAUCAUCAGCUGGUGGUGCUGGUUUCGGUUUAUUUUCAGAUCACUGCAGUAUCUUUGCUCAUCAUCAAAUGGUUGUUGUUGCUGAAGCAAACAUAGGGACCAAAGUAUGACUUGAUUGUUUUCAUAGCCCUUUCUUUUUCUUUUUUAGGGGAAUUAUGCAAUGUAUCCCGUAUCUUAUGGACCAAACUCUAAAGAACUGGUACUCGAUCUGUUGAUCGACUGCAUGUUUCCUGGUUAUUUCCUGUCAAAUGAGGAGGAGCAGCCAAUCAUUCUCAAUUGGAGAACCCGACGAAGCAAUGUAUAAAGCUGCUGCAACAUCUCCGAAGCUUCCACGCUCUCAUCCUCAUGUCCAGGUUUUUGGCUUCUCCUCUCUCGAUUCGUUUGGUUUAUAUCGUCUAGCUAGCUUCGCUGCAGCUACAGCUGCAGCAUCAUCUCUGAAUCCCUUGUCAGUACAUCUCAUGAAGAUUGACAGCAUCCAAAGGUCUGCGCACUUUUGUUGCUAUUGUUUUCUGCCAUCUUCCCAUUUCCAUCGUGGUUGCUCCGUCCUGUCUUUGGGAUGGAGACAACAUGUUCGAUGGAAUGUAUCUACGACCAAGAAAUCAUUCACUUGGUCACAUGAUGUUGAUUAAGCAACAUCGGAUGGUGUUCAUCGUCAAAGUUCAAACUCAAUACAUAAAUAGGAUUCUCAAGUAUCUUUUAAUUGGAUUCGAUGCGGAGUUGGGAUCCCAAUGGAUGAGGUCUUGUCUUUCGGGUAGGGUGGCAUCGAUGGGUUCCUUUCGAAGGUGCUACCCACAGCCUGCUCUUAAUGGAGUAUGAAGAGAAUUAAAUGUGGUUGAGUUCGAUGCAGUCGUGUCACCUGCGAAGAGAUCAACCCAAUUAUCUUAAGUUCUUCUAAUGAAUCGAUCUUACAUCUCUGACGGCGCCACAUGACGGCAGCGCCCCCUGGUCGACACGUGGUUUGUGCCUCUGGAGGCCGAGCCACGCCGCGACGCGUCGCGUCGUCAGAGCCGUACGUUACGGGCACCGGUCCAUCAACCGUCCAUCCCACGCCGUGUAACGCGGCAUGGGUUUGGUCCUCCACAAGACGCCAUUAAUUGUCCGCGAAGGGACGCGUGGCGGCAUCGCAGGAGCUCCUCUCAUCAUCAUCCUGAUCAUCACGACCAUUAAAGCUUAUUAAACAGAGAGAGCGACUCGAAGGUGGGGGAAGGACGGCGGGCGGCAAUGGCAUCGGCAGCGGCCGCGGAGGACGAGAAGAACAGGUGGUUUAGUUAGUUAGUUAAUGAAGGAGGAAGGUGGGCAUAAUUAUAGCGUGCGGCGGAAGGAAAGGGUUGUUGGGCCCACCCGCCCACGUGCGUAUGUUGUGAGCGGGAGGGAAGAGGGUCAGAUGCGCCGGAAGGUGGUUAGUUGGCCCGGUCGGGUUUGGAUUUGGCGAGUAGGUCGAGGAGUCCCGAGCCCGACGCACAAGCCCUUUUGAUGGCUCCUCUCCCUCUCUCUGGGGACAAGACAUCUUGGGACCGAGUUCCGAUAUAUGGUAACGAGGCAUCCCAUGGAACAGAGGAUACUGAGAGAGGGGAACGGGCCGGCGACUUCUUUGCCUCUGAUUCCUUACGAGUCGAUCCAGGGAGGAGGAAGGAUGGAGGAGUUAGCGGCGUCUUUGGACGAGUAUGACAAGUUGGUCAUCCGAAUGAACACCCCCAGAGUGGUGGUGGACAAUGCCGUGUGCCCCACAGCGACGCUGGUGAAGGUGGACAGCGCUCGGGAGCACGGCAUCCUGUUGGAGGCCGUGCGCGUCCUCGCCGACCUCGACCUAGCCGUCCGCAAGGCCUACAUCUCCUCCGACGGCCGCUGGUUCAUGAACGUCUUCCACGUCACCGACCGCUGUGGCCGCAAGCUCGCCGACCGAUCCCUUACCUCCCACCUCGAGCGCUCCCUGUGCGCCUCCCGCCCCGGUGACGACACACAGCCCCCCGCUCUCCUUACGGAGCCUGCCGGCCUCGAAGUCCACGGCCUCACGACUCUCGAACUCGCCGGCGCCGACCGCCCGGGCCUCCUCUCCGAGGUCUUCGCCGUGCUCCGCGACGUCGAGUGCGACGUGGUGGCGGCCAAGGUGUGGACCCACAACGGCCGCGUCGCGUCCCUCAUCACCGUCAGGGAGGGCCGCCCCGGCUCGCCCACCGACGCCGACGCCGACGCCACGCUCCGCGCCCGUCGCGUCGAGGCGCGACUCGGGAACGUCCUCAGGGGCGACCACGCCGUCCGCGGCGCGAGGAACGCCACCGCGGUUGCGUCGUCGUCCGCCUCGGCGGCCCAUUCCGACCGCCGGAUGCACCAGCUGAUGUUCGCCGACCGCGACUACGAGCAGACCACCCCCGGCGUCUCGACGCCGGCGCGGUCGGUGGUCUCGGUGCAGAACUGGGUGAACCGCGGGUACUCCAUCGUCAACGUCGAGUGCCGCGACCAGCCGAAGCUCCUUUUCGACGUGAUAUGCACGUUGACGGACAUGGAGUACGUCGUCUUCCACGGCAUCAUCGACACCGACGGCGAAAGGGCUCGCCAGGAGUUCUACAUAAGGCAUUUGGACGGAACUCCGAUCAGUUCGGAAGCGGAGCGACAGCGAGUGAUCCAGUGCUUGCAAGCCGCCAUUGAUCGCAGAGCAUGCGAAGGAGCGAUGCUGGAGUUGUGCACAGCGGAUCGAAGAGGCCUGCUCGCGGACGUGACGCAGACGUUCCGCGAGCACGGGCUAUCCGUGACGAGAGCGGAGGUGACCACCAAGGCCGGAAUUGCCAUGGACGUGUUCUACGUGGCCGACACGGCCGGCCACGCCGUCGACCAGAGGACGGUCGACGCUAUCACGGAACGUGUCGGCGUGGAGAGCCUAAAAUUGAGUGAGGAGCGACGGCCGUGGUGCCACCAGAAGUGGCCCACCACCGAGGAGGACAGAGUAGCCAAUGGUGGUGGUGGGGUUGGGCUGUUCUACCUUGGGAGCAUAGUGAAGAGGAACCUCUACAACCUGGGCCUCAUCAGAUCCUGCUCUUAGCAGGGAGCCCAUAGCACGUAGGGGGUUUGCAUGUGUUCUCGCCGCGUAGUAUGUCUGAUCUGGACCUGAGUCUGCACACAAAAGAAAUGGGGGCAUCGGAGAAGGAAAGGACAUCAGAUUGCUGCUCCACAGUGGAGAUCAUAGGUCCCCACAUCACCCGCCCCCCCCUUCCCUCUCAUUGAAUUGCCAUUGUCGUGGAUAGGGGAUAGCUGAGAAUGUAGAAGAGAAGAAAGAGUAGAAUGGUUGGUAGAAACAGCCCCACAAAGAAAAAGAGAGAAAAGGUUGGGGGCUUUUAGGGUGUUGGUAGGGUUUGAAUUGGGGCUUGUGAUGGCUAUUUGACAGGUAGGUGGUGGUGGUGGUGGAAACUUCAGCUGCCAGCUAUUGUGGAAGAAAGGGUGUGACUAUUUAUAUGUAUAGUCAUUGUACACAAGAAAACAACUUGAUGUUAGUACUAAUGUUGGGGGGUGUUUCAACCUGUUUGCUCUCUACUUAGCUUUCUUACUCGAAGAGGAUCUCACCUGCACCGUCUGGGUUUCCCCCACCAAGAUCCGCCUGCUACUCCAUUAAAGUAUGUUUUGGGAGCUCAUCUCACCAACUUAGUCCAAUGGAACAACUCACCAGUGGCGAGAAUGACAGGCUCUGCAGACCGGUCAUAAGGCAUGAGAACGUGUGCCUCAUAGUUAAAAUGUGGAGCUUCUCGGGGGACCAUAAACGAUGUGACUUCAAUACUAUCCAUCGCAAGAACAAACAGGAAGACAAUUCUCUUACUAUUUUUCAGAUACUGUCCAUUACAC